AUCCACCUGAACCUCAGCUUAGUGAAACAAAGAGGGUUGGAAUAUUUCUACCAAAUGUUUUACAAGAGAGGUACCAGAGGAAAGACACUCCAAAGUUUAUCACAUCGUACAAGCCUCCUGAUGCUCUGGAAUCCGAGCUGAUGUUUGUCAAGACUGGGAAGUACCUUUCUGGGCCGUACAAGAACCCCAAAUCACAUAACUUCAGACCGCUCAAUGAGGACCUUCCAGACAUAGUUACUACAUAUGACAGAGAUCCUGGUAACCUGAAUUUAAAAUUAAAGAACUUGGACAUUGUUCAAACCACUGGAUCCGAGUCCAACUUUAGCUCAAGGGAGACCAGGAAAAGAAUGGACACGUAUAAACCUGCAGAGCCCAGAUGGGAUGCGAAGCUCAUACUCCCUCAGCUGCCCUGGCCACCAAAAUCUGCUUCUUAUACUAGACACCGACGAAGAAGAGGAGCUUACAGUGCAUUCUUGGAUCGUGUGGAGGAAAAACUCUCAAGAUCAUGGGAAAAUACAUAAUAAUGACUGGUAUAUACAUUUUUACACAUGCAUAAUUGACUUUCUAUUAUUAGUGCAAAAGCAUAGAAUUUGAAAGAACGGAGUAUACUUAUACACAAUGGGAUGUAAAGCAAAAUAAACUUGAUUCGUUUUGAUACUUAUUAUAGAUUAUAAGACUUUUAUAAGCACUCAUGUCAGAAAUAAUGCAUCUUUUAGUCCAUUUACUACAAUUGGGAUGUAUGUAAUAUUAAAAGUCA
Messenger RNA from Centropristis striata (black sea bass), 757 nucleotides. RefSeq lists its product as uncharacterized. Lineage: Eukaryota; Metazoa; Chordata; Actinopteri; Perciformes; Serranidae. The record is from RefSeq and is a predicted model, not a curated record. The transcript has 4 exons. The coding region runs from base 141 to 521 and encodes 126 amino acids.